Molecule: messenger RNA, 2253 nt
Organism: Paramecium primaurelia
Lineage: Eukaryota; Ciliophora; Oligohymenophorea; Peniculida; Parameciidae
Source: the annotation of a GenBank genome assembly
AUGAAAUAAAUAAUUAUUAAAUAAUUACAAAGAUUUAAGAAUUUUAAAGGUAAUGAUUAGUGUCUUAGUCGAUUAAAUAAUAUAUAAAUAAAUAAUAAUAAUAAUGAAUAUAUUUUGAUAGGAGAAGAUGAUUAAGUAACAUAGAAUGAUAUUGUUUCAGUUAGUGAAGAAAAGAAAUAGGUAGAUUUAAUUUAAGAAAAGAUUAAAUUAAAAUUAAUAGAUAAUAAAAAUAAUAAAUAAGAUGGUAGAUGUGAGUCAAUAGUAUUUGAUAAAACUGGAUAAAUUAUGGUUUCAAAUGAUAUGGAAUCAAUAAAAAUAUGGAGAUUUGAAAAAGGAGAAUUAAGUUUAUAAAAUCAACUUUAAAUACACAAUCUUCAUGUUAAAUGUCUAGUUUAUAGUAAAUUCUUAAAUAAUUUUAUUUCUGGUUCUGCAGAUAAGAAGAUUAUUUGUUGGAAAUAAGUUAAUCUUAAUAAAUGGAAUUCAAAUAUAUAUUAAUAUCAUAAUGAUACUGUUAAUUGUUUAAUAUUAAAUUAAAAAGAAGAUGAAUUGAUAUCAGGAAGUGAUGAUAAAUAAAUUAUCAUUUGGAGUGUAGAUUUUAUAAAUAAUCAACUUACUUAUAAGUAUUCUUUAAAAUAGCAUUCUGAAUAUGUUCUAUCAUUAAGUUAUAAUUAAUCUGAGAAUUCAUUUUUAUCUUGUGGAUCUGAUUUAUAUAUUAUUUGGAAGAAAAAAAGUAAUAUUGAUAAUUAAUAAAUUAUAAAUAAUACUAAAUCUUAUUAAUUUUAAUACUAUUUGGAUCAAUUAAAAUAUUUACCUAAAGGAAAUAGAGUUAUAUUUAUAAAUGAUUAUUAAUUCCUUUGGGUAACCUAAAAUUAGGGUAUUUUAGUAUUUGAAUAAGAAUGCUCAAUGUAUUAAUAAAAUAAGAAUAAGACUAUUAAUAUUAAGAAUAAUGAUUGCGAAGAUUAAUACUAUUUUCCUAUAAUAUAUAAUAAAAAUAAGAAUUUCUUAUUAAUAAAACAUAAAUAUCAUAUCUAUCUAAUUAGAUAAUUAGAAAAUGGAAAAUUUAUUAUUCUAUCAUCUGUUGAUUGUGGAACUCAACAUAAUUAUGGUACUAUAACAAAUGAUGGAUAAUAUUUAGUAUUUUGGGAUCAGAAAUUAAAGAAAUAUUCAACAUAUCAGAUACUAUAAGUAUGAAUGAGAUAAUGAAUUAAAAUUUAUAUCUAUAAAUCUUAUAUAAUAUUAUUAAACCAUUUUAAUUGUAAAUAAUAGGUCUUAAUAAAUAUUAUUAUAUUCAUUUGUGUUUGGUCUUACAAUUAAGUAAAUAUAUAUAUAAUAUAAUUAUAUAUUAUUAAAUAUGUGAAAUCAUUAAUAAUAUAUUUAAAUGAUAUCAAAAUUUAUCAAUCUNUAAGUUUAUAAAAUCAACUUUAAAUACACAAUCUUCAUGUUAAAUGUCUAGUUUAUAGUAAAUUCUUAAAUAAUUUUAUUUCUGGUUCUGCAGAUAAGAAGAUUAUUUGUUGGAAAUAAGUUAAUCUUAAUAAAUGGAAUUCAAAUAUAUAUUAAUAUCAUAAUGAUACUGUUAAUUGUUUAAUAUUAAAUUAAAAAGAAGAUGAAUUGAUAUCAGGAAGUGAUGAUAAAUAAAUUAUCAUUUGGAGUGUAGAUUUUAUAAAUAAUCAACUUACUUAUAAGUAUUCUUUAAAAUAGCAUUCUGAAUAUGUUCUAUCAUUAAGUUAUAAUUAAUCUGAGAAUUCAUUUUUAUCUUGUGGAUCUGAUUUAUAUAUUAUUUGGAAGAAAAAAAGUAAUAUUGAUAAUUAAUAAAUUAUAAAUAAUACUAAAUCUUAUUAAUUUUAAUACUAUUUGGAUCAAUUAAAAUAUUUACCUAAAGGAAAUAGAGUUAUAUUUAUAAAUGAUUAUUAAUUCCUUUGGGUAACCUAAAAUUAGGGUAUUUUAGUAUUUGAAUAAGAAUGCUCAAUGUAUUAAUAAAAUAAGAAUAAGACUAUUAAUAUUAAGAAUAAUGAUUGCGAAGAUUAAUACUAUUUUCCUAUAAUAUAUAAUAAAAAUAAGAAUUUCUUAUUAAUAAAACAUAAAUAUCAUAUCUAUCUAAUUAGAUAAUUAGAAAAUGGAAAAUUUAUUAUUCUAUCAUCUGUUGAUUGUGGAACUCAACAUAAUUAUGGUACUAUAACAAAUGAUGGAUAAUAUUUAGUAUUUUGGGAUCAGAAAUUAAAGAAAUAUUCAACAUAUCAGAUACUAUAAGUAUGA